Porites evermanni is the source of this 741-nucleotide messenger RNA. Lineage: Eukaryota; Metazoa; Cnidaria; Anthozoa; Scleractinia; Poritidae. The record is from the annotation of a GenBank genome assembly.
AUGAGUGCAACGCUGCAAAUAAUAGCUGUCAUAAAAACGCUUGGUGUAAUAACACUCAAGGAUCAUUCACUUGCUCCUGUAAGCCAGGGUACGAAGGUGAUGGAUACAAUUGUACAGGUAAAAUUCUUUGGUUUUUUCAAAUCCCUUUAAAACAAUUCGCCUUAGUUUGAGAGGUGACUGAUGACUUGCUCUGAAAUCAGUGCGAGAAAGGGAAUGUGUUUUAACCGUAACUGACUAUAUGAUUAUGUUAUACUGGUGGCUAUAUUGACUACCUGUUUAAUAUUUACUUUAAUUAUCACUCAGACGCAGACGAAUGCCUGAAAAACUCUCACAAUUGUAGCGAAAAUGCCACCUGCACCAACAUGGAAGGGUCCUUCAACUGUAGUUGCAAACCAGGGUACGUUGGAAAUGGCCACAGCUGUUCAGGUUGGUUCUUGGAAUUCCUCUCUUGCUUUCCGUUAGUUUUGAUACUUCUCGGGUUCAGUACAAUUAGGGCCGGUUAAUGUUCAGCAAUGUACUUUUAUAAAUUGAAGUAAAUUAUAGGAAAUUGUUACUCGCUCUUUUUAUAAUAAUUUCAUUUAUUCAUUCAAAUAUUAUUUAAUUACUUAUUCAAAUCUAACAUCUCAGUCAUCACGUAUUGUGGAUAACGAUUCAGAGUUCAUCUCUAUAUAUUUGCACAACGCGGAAAACCAGGGGGGAGUAACUUUUAACCCCCUAUUCUGUACUACAAUGGGAGCAUAA